Messenger RNA from Hyla sarda, 3294 nucleotides. RefSeq names its product mucin-13-like. The transcript has 12 exons. Bases 36 to 2621 code for a protein of 861 amino acids. NCBI's taxonomy places the organism in Eukaryota, Metazoa, Chordata, Amphibia, Anura, Hylidae. The record is from RefSeq and is a predicted model, not a curated record.
GGACUUGGUUCCUGGAUGUCCUGCAGUGAACGAGGAUGGGUCUGACUGGGACCUCCGGGCCCUCAUGGUGGUGGCUCCAUGUUUUGUCCCUCGGUCUCCUUCAGCACACGUGGGUCAUUUCACAAGAGUCCACCCCGACCAAUGAGACCCACUGGAGUAACGUUACUACAGGACCUGACCAGGUGCACAUCACGAGCAAAGAAACAUCCGGAACCCCCAACACUACUUUACAGACAUACUGGGGUAACAUUACUACAGGACCUGACCAGGUGCACAUCACGAGCAAAGAAACAUCAGGAACCCCCAACACUACUUUACAGACAUACUGGGGUAACAUUACUACAGGACCUGACCAGUUGUACAUCUCAAACAAUGAAAUAUCUGGAACCCCCAAUACUACUCUAGAGACCUACUGGGGUAAUGUUACUACAAGACCUGACCAGGUCUACAUCACUAGCAAAGAAACAUCUAGAACCCCCAAUACUACUCUAGAGACCUACAGGGGUAAUGUUACUACAAGACCUGACCAGGUGUACAUCACUAGCAAAGAAACAUCUAGAACCCCCAAUACUACUCUAGAGACCUACUGGGGUAAUGUUACUACAGGACCUGACCAGGUCUACAUCACUAACGAAGAAACAUCUAGAACCCCCAAUACUACUCUAGAGACCUACUGGGGUAAUGUUACUACAGGACUUGACCAGGUCCACAUCACUAGCGAAGAAACAUCCAGAACACCCAAUACUACUCUAGAGACCUACUGGGGUAAUAUUACUACAAGACCUGACCAGGUCUACAUCACUAGCGAAGAAACAUCUAGAUCCCCCAAUACUACUCUAGAGACCUACAGGGGUAAUGUUACUACAGGACCUGACCAGGUCUACAUCACUAGCGAAGAAACAUCUAGAACCCCCAAUACUACUAUUGAGAUGAACCCAAGUUAUCACACUAAAGGCCCAGACCUGGUAUACACCAUCACUGAAGAAAUAUCCAAAACCCUAAAUAAUACUGUACAGACAAACAUGAGUAAUGUUACUACAGGAUCAGACUUGGUCUACAACACCAGCGCAGAAACAUCUGUAAUCCCCAAUACUACUGAAGAAACAUACACAAGUCAUGUUACUACAGACCUGGACUAUGUCACCAGUGAAACAAGUAAUUUUACUACAGGACCAGGCUUAGCAUAUGUCACAUCUGGAAUAACAAACUUUCCAUUAGAGACGUAUUCAAAAAAUGCGACUACUGGACCAGACCUGAACUACAUCCAUGAGGAGACAUCCAGAACCCCCAACUCUACACCAGAAGUAUACCCAAGUAACGUUUCUUCAGGAUCCCACUUGACCUAUGUCACUGAGGACACAAUCAGGAUUCCCAACUCUACUGCAGCGAUAUACCCAAGUAAUGUUACUAUAGGUCCAGACCAAGUCUACAUCAGUGAGAUGUCCAGAACCCCGAACACUACUAUAGAAAUCAUAAGUAUCGUAACUACAAGUCCAGACCUGGGCUACAUCACCGAGGAGACCACUGGAACCCCCUAUGGAAACAGAACGUUCUAUACUGGUUCCAUGAACUGUCUCCAGGAUGCAGACUGCCCCCCAUACACCGUGUGCACAGAACAGGGGGGGCACCACGUGUGUCAGUGUCAUUUGGGAUCGUAUUUCCAUCAUGCCUUGGGUUGUGUUACAGCCAGAAUGUUCCCGGCUCAGAUUCCCUCCUCUGUCCUGUAUUGGGAUGAGACCUCACUGAACACGUCUGAAUAUACAAAUAACGAAGAUGAGUCCGCGCAGUAUCUCCAGGGUGUCCACAGGGCGGCGCUCUUGUUCCAGAAGGUUCUUGGUCACGUUCCUGGCUAUCUAUCUACAUCAAUCACCAACGUCCAGUUGGACGAGGGUCUUGUCACCAUUGUCCAUUCAUUCUCCACGCUGUAUCCAGUUACCGAGGAGGACCUGUGGGGGGCGCUGAGUGUCUCCCCGCUGUUCUGCACUGAACCUCAUCCCGGCUGUGUGUCUCCACUGAGCAGUGACAACUAUCAGGGUCUCAGUCUGUGCGACUUUGACGUAUGUGACUCCUCCUCCAGCGACUGCCGCAGCCACGGUGGGCUUUUGACCUGCGAGUGUCGCAGGGGGUAUUAUAAGUUCAGCCCCACAGACCGCUCCUGCAGAGGUGAGACAGCAAGCAGAGCAUGUGGAAGCGGAUUCCGUAGGACAGAGAACGGAUGUGACAGAUGUCCAAUAGGAUUUGGUGGAUUCGACUGCGAGGAAUCAUACCUAUUGAUAGUGAUCGUGGAGUCCUGCGUGGGCUGCGUCCUCCUGGUGUCACUGAUCACCCUGCUCGUCUUUUACUUCAGGAGAAAGGAGCCUCAGAAGCCCACGUUCAUAGACAGCAUUAUCCUGGGGGUCCCCACUGACCAGCCAUCCGUCCGGCUCCCAAGGGCUCAGUUCUCAUGGAGAAGAGAGUGGGAAUGGAACGAACCGCAAGAAAAGGUCCUGGCAGAUGUCCACCAACAGGUAGCUACUCCAGAUGGACCAGCCAUUCAUAUGAAAACUUUUGGAGAUCCAGCAAGGUUUUCCUCUCCAAACACCUACCAUGGCCGCCAUAACUUAUCUUUUAUCAGUGAUUAACAGAAGGAGCUGUAGGUGUUGUUGUCCACAAAGGGCCGCAGACAAAACUCCUAUCAAUCCCGCAGGAAAGUUCAUCCAUUCUGACCCUAUUAAUGUUUCACCGGGCGCAAAACACACUGUUAUCUAGAUUAGGGGCUGUAAACAGGAAUGAGCUCCGAUUACAACAGCUUGUGGACCAAAGAGCUCGCAAUCUACAGGAUUUCAACCCCUACACCCCAAAUAAAUAGACGUGCACUUGCAACUUUGGGGCCGUCCACCCAUCAUAGCGUUGCCACCUGCCAGAAUUUUGGCCACCCUGACGGUAUUUAUCCAAAUGAUACUGCAACUUGUGGAUUGUUGCACCAUAACCUAUACCAGUGUUUCCCAAACAGAGUGCCUCCAGCUGUUGCAAAACUACAACUCCCAGCAUGUUGGACCAUAUAGUAGUAUAUAGUAUAGGUCAGUGUUUCCCAACCAGGGGUGCCUCCAGCUGUUGCGAAACUACAACUCCCAGCAUGUUGGACCAUAUAGUAGUAUAUAGUAUAGGUCAGUGUUUACCAACCAGGGGUGCCUCCAGCUGUUACAAAACUACAACUCCCAGCAUGUUGGACUAUAUCGUACUGUAGUAUAUGUGGAGAUCCUUGUAGCAAAAAAAAAAAACACUUAACUGGCGCUUGCUGGGUCAGGAGUAAAU